AUGCCCCAUAAUGCAAAGAAAUUAUAUAUUCACAGAUGUAUUAGACUAUGUACGGUAGUAGCCUAUAUAUUUUUUGUAUCAGCACCUGCUAUAUCUCUUAGUAUCUACUAUAUUUGGAUUUGGGAUCCUAAUUACAUUACCAAGGUUAGUUUACAUUUUUAA
This is a messenger RNA of Thelazia callipaeda (thelaziosis nematode), 162 nucleotides long. NCBI's taxonomy places the organism in Eukaryota, Metazoa, Nematoda, Chromadorea, Rhabditida, Thelaziidae. The record is from the annotation of a GenBank genome assembly.